This is a messenger RNA of Pan troglodytes (chimpanzee), 884 nucleotides long. It is a transcript of the gene SPDYE3, whose product is annotated as speedy/RINGO cell cycle regulator family member E3. The transcript is spliced from 6 exons. Gene Ontology annotation, molecular function: protein kinase binding. Gene Ontology annotation, biological process: positive regulation of cyclin-dependent protein serine/threonine kinase activity. Bases 87 to 884 code for a protein of 265 amino acids. The record is from RefSeq and is a predicted model, not a curated record. Lineage: Eukaryota; Metazoa; Chordata; Mammalia; Primates; Hominidae.
GCCUCGAGAAUUGAUAACACACUCUUCUGGAUCCCAGCAGUGUCCAGAAGAAGACCAAGGACAGAACAGAGACUAGGUUCGGUGAGAUGGGACAGAUUUUGGGAAAGAUCAUGAUGAGCCAUCAACCGCAGCCCCAGGAAGAGCAGAGCCCCCAGCGGAGCACCUCAGGGUACCCCCUCCAGGAGGUGGUGGAUGAUGAAGUGUCGGGACCAUCAGCCCCUGGGGUAGAUCCCAGCCCCCCACGUAGGUCCCUUGGCUGGAAAAGGAAGAGGGAGUGUUUGGAUGAAUCUGACGAUGAGCCAGAGAAGGAGCUCGCCCCUGAGCCUGAGGAGACCUGGGUGGCGGAGACGCUGUGUGGCCUCAAGAUGAAGGCGAAGCGACGGCGAGUGUCGCUCGUGCUCCCUGAGUACUACGAGGCCUUCAACAGGCUGCUUGAGGAUCCUGUCAUUAAAAGAUUCCUGGCCUGGGACAAAGAUCUGAGGGUGUCGGACAAGUAUCUCCUGGCUAUGGUCAUAGCGUAUUUCAGCCGGGCCGGCCUCCCCUCCUGGCAAUACCAACGCAUUCAUUUCUUCGUGGCUCUCUAUCUGGCCAAUGACAUGGAGGAGGACGACGAGGCCCCCAAACAAAACAUCAUCUACUUCCUGUACGAGGAGACCCGCUCUCAUAUACCCUUGCUCCAUGAGCUUUGGUUCCAGUUAUGCCGUUACAUGAACCCGAGGGCCAGGAAGAACUGCUCUCAGAUAGCCUUGUUCCGGAAGCAUCGGUUCCACUUCUUCUGUUACAUGCACUGCAGGGCUUGGGUUUCCCUGGAGGAGUUGGAAGAGAUCCAGGCUUAUGACCCAGAGCACUGGGUGUGGGUGCGAGAUCGCGCCCACCUUUCCUAG